UGUGAGAUAGGCAAAAAAAAACAAAAAAAAAAAAAAUUCAGGCAUCUAUUAAGCUAGAGCUAAAUAGUACAGGUGUCUGGCCAAAGAAAUAUCAUGUUUCACGGUUUAUCUUAACAUGCCAUAUAUAAGAAACAGAAAAAUUGUAAAAGAGUUCAAGCUCAUAUUUGUCGAAAAAACUAACAAGGUUUCGCCUCAGUUUUUUCCAUCCUCAUGAAAUGAGAGAGGGAGACGCUAACAUUUUGUACGGAGGAAGAUGAAGUUCAAGGCAGCAGUUCUCCUACUAGCCCUUGAGCUCAUUUUAGGAUUAAUCUUGGCUGGCUGUUGCCAUGGUGCUCUACAGGUAGGGUUUUACAGAGGCAAAUGCAGAUUUGCAGAUGUUGAGGCUAUAGUGGCUGGCGUUAUCACUGCUCAGUUCUUAAGGGACCCUACAAUUGUGGCCGCACUCUUACGCUUGCAGUUCCAUGAUUGCUUUGUUAACGGGUGUGAUGCAUCCAUACUUAUAGAUGGAAUCAAUAGUGAGAAAACAGUACCACCAAAUCUGAGUGUUAGGGGAUAUGACAUUAUCGACCAAGCAAAGGCUGCUGUGGAGAACGCUUGCCCUGGCGUUGUAUCUUGUGCUGAUCUCAUUGCAAUAGCUACUAGAGAUGCUGUUUUCUUGAGUGGCGGAGGAAGAUACGAAGUUGAAACAGGAAGAAGGGAUGGUUUAGUUUCCAUAGCUCAAAAUGUAAGUAUCCUAGGGCCUAAAAUAUCAGCUCCCGAGGCCAUUGCAGGAUUUGCUGAUAAAGGGCUUAAUGCUACAGACAUGGUGCUUCUUCUAGGUGCCCAUUCUGUUGGAGUUACUCAUUGUUCUCUGAUCAAAGACCGUGUCUACAAUUUUCAAGGCACUGGCAGUCCUGAUCCAGCCAUGGAUCCUUUCCUAGUUAAUAUCCUGAGAUCAAGGUGUCCUCAGAUUUCCCCUGUAGACAACACAGUUAAUCUAGAUCAAAAUCCAUCUAGUUCCUUCUUCUUGGACGUUUCAUACUAUCGAAAUAUAAUGCUGCACAGAGGCAUUCUCCAAAUUGACCAACAGCUGGGAAUGGACCCAUUGACUACGCCCAUAGUGAGAAAUCUAGCUGGGGAAUUUGAUUUCCCUACCAGGUUUGGUGCUGCCAUGGUUAAAAUGGGAGCUAUAGGAGUUCUUACUGGCACACAAGGAGAGAUUAGGAGAUCAUGUAGAGCUACUAAUUAAUGGAUCAUGAUCUACUUAUUUUUAGUAUUGACACUUCUUGUAUAAUAAGCCUUUAGUUAAAACUUUUAUAAAAUCUAAUUGUAAAAGUAAAAAGUUUAAUCAUAUAUAUACAUAUAUGCUUUUCUC
This is a messenger RNA of Hevea brasiliensis (rubber tree), 1354 nucleotides long. RefSeq names its product peroxidase 60. Gene Ontology annotation, biological process: hydrogen peroxide catabolic process; response to oxidative stress. The record is from RefSeq and is a predicted model, not a curated record. NCBI's taxonomy places the organism in Eukaryota, Viridiplantae, Streptophyta, Magnoliopsida, Malpighiales, Euphorbiaceae. The transcript has 4 exons. Gene Ontology annotation, molecular function: peroxidase activity; heme binding. The coding region runs from base 254 to 1228 and encodes 324 amino acids. Gene Ontology annotation, cellular component: plant-type cell wall; plasmodesma.